AUGAACAAUCAAAAUAAUAUUAUUGAUGAUUAAGUUCUGAAUCAAAUAAAUAUUCGUGAGAAAACAAACUUACCUAUUAAAAGAUUUUAUUCUGUUAAAAUUAAUUGUCAAAUUUGUCUUGAUUAAUUAACAUCAAAUGAACAAAUAUUCAGAACAAAUUGUGGAGACACCUUUCAUAAAAAUUGUAUCAAUUAAUAUAUUGAAUCAAAUUUAAAAGAAAGAUAUCAAGAACUUCGUUGUCCAUCUUUACGUUGCUGUAACAAUUUUAUGAUCUUAUUUAAAAAAUAGAAGAAAAAUUAUCAGCAUCACUCUUACCUAAAUUAGGAUACAAUUAUCAAUAAAUUAAUAUUUAUUUUAGUGCAUAAUUGGAUGCCUUAGUAAUUGGAAAUUAAGAAAAAUUCUCUUGUUGUCCAACACUAGGAUGCCAAAAUAUUUUUAUUGUUAAUUAAAAGGAGAAACCUUUAUUUUGGUGUGAAUUUUGUGAUAAAAAAUAUUGUCUAAGAUACAAAUCAGAUGCACAUACAUAAUUCACUUGUGAAGAAUUUUAGAAAUCCAAAAAUAAAGAAGUAUAAAUGAAUUUAACAAUAGAAUAAUGAAAGAGAAUUCAAGAAGUAUAUUGAAAAUCUUAAUUGUAAAUAAUGUUCAAAUUGCGGAGCCUGGAUAUUAAAGGAAAAAGUAUCAGUGUAUAUUAUAUUAGGGGUGCAAUCAUAUGAAAUGUAAAUGUGGAUAUGAAUUUUGUUAUAAAUGUGGUAGAAAGUAUAGACAUAAAGAUUGCAAAUGUCCUUUAUUUGACAGAGAUAAUUUAC
Molecule: messenger RNA, 806 nt
Organism: Paramecium sonneborni
Lineage: Eukaryota; Ciliophora; Oligohymenophorea; Peniculida; Parameciidae
Source: the annotation of a GenBank genome assembly